AUGGUUCGUCUUAAGAAACAAUCUACACCUGAAGAAGACAGAUUGGUCUCCAAGUUUCUUAAAGAAGAUCAUGCUGCACCAUGUAAGGCUCUUUCCAAAGGCCGUUGCAGCUGGAGAGAUAGUACAGUACCUGCAUGCGUCACGAUCAAGCCAUUGCUGGCAACGCUUCGGAAAGUGAAGCAGGUUUUUGAUGUUUAUAUCGAAUCUGAACAUGCGCCCUUUAAGUUAUCUAUGGAAGAAGGUGACCAGAUCGAAACAGUUCGAAAAGAGAAUGUCUUUGGCGAAGAAGUAACUGCAUCCGAGAUGGAUAUCAUUCAACAGCGAGUAGCUCUUCAACAGCGUCAAUUUGCCGAAUAUGAACGUAGAGAGACAAACAGAAAAUCAAAGAAAAUCAAAGAAAUGUAUGAUUAUCUGACACCAGAAGAGAUCGAAGAGAUGCUUAUUGAUUGUGGACAUGAUGAAGAUGAGGUUAUUGUCAGGUUGACUCAGAUAGGUUACUUGCUUGGAAUCAGACGUGUGAUUGCUACUAAGCAUGCACCUGAAGUAGAGAAUAAUAUGAUGAGUGAGGAACAACAGGCAGCCUAUCAACAAUUGCUGAAAAAGCGUUCAGAGACCCUAAAAAAGACAACUAAUGAUACUGCCAAAAAACAAUACCGCAUGGGAGGCCGCUUAGGUCUAGAUGAAGCUCUUAAGCAAAUUCACGAGAACCAAGUCGAUCCUGAAAAGGCAUUUGAAGGAUGGUCUCAAGCUCGUAUCCGUGCAUACCAAAUGAUUGAUCAGAACCCAAACAGCUAUUAUUAUCGUUUCAAUGCUCCCGGAGAGGUACAGCGUAAGGGGCAGUGGGCCGAGGAUGAGCGUUUGGUGUUUUUUGAGCGCCUAGAAGAACUUGGUGCAAAUGGUCAAUGGGGUAUCUUUGCCAUGAAGGUCCCUGGUCGUGUUGGUUAUCAGUGCUCCAACUUCUAUCGCCUGUUAGUUGAGACAGGUGAAGUAAACGAUCCAAACUAUGUGCUGGAUGCCAAGGGUAAAGCACACUACUUGUUUGACAAGAAAAAUGCAGACGGACAAGUAGAGAAGACAUUUAGAACACAUAGCAAACAUGGUACUGGACGGGUAGCAUCACCUGCUGGAUCUCGUAGUCGAGCAGCUCCGGUUGUAGAGAAGAAGAUAAAGAAAAGAAAGAGACGAACUCGUGGCUGGGAUAGUGACGAAGAUGACGACGAGCACGAUUUCGAGGAUCAUAAUGAUGACUCUGGUACAUUUACUUUGAGUACACGGUCUACACGGCGGACACGCGCAAGAGUGGAUGACAGUAGUGGAAACAAUGAAGACACGAAUCAAGAAGAGGAUGAGUUGGAUAGCGACGAUAUGCAACUGGACAACCCCCUUCCUGGCUUUGUAGAUCCAAUUACACUUGAUGAAGUGGUAAAACCAGCAAUUUCUAAAUAUGGACACGUUAUGGGGUAUGAUAGUUGGGUCCGAUGCUUGUCUAAUUGGGAAGGCAAGAAAAACAUCUGUCCGUUGACAAAAAAUCCACUGACAAAGCGUGAUUUGGUUGUUUUGACACAUGAGAACAUUGAAGAAUACAGAUCAAAGAUCAUCAUGUAA
Phycomyces blakesleeanus NRRL 1555(-) is the source of this 1605-nucleotide messenger RNA. Its product is annotated as Homeodomain-like DNA binding domain-containing transcription factor. Lineage: Eukaryota; Fungi; Mucoromycota; Mucoromycetes; Mucorales; Phycomycetaceae. The coding region runs from base 1 to 1605 and encodes 534 amino acids. The record is from RefSeq and is a predicted model, not a curated record. The transcript has 11 exons.